This is a messenger RNA of Owenia fusiformis, 1138 nucleotides long. The record is from the annotation of a GenBank genome assembly. Lineage: Eukaryota; Metazoa; Annelida; Polychaeta; Sabellida; Oweniidae.
UUUAGAUAUAUUAUCUUCCACUGUAUUACAUAACAACGAAAAUAUACACGAUUUUAAAGCAUGGAAUCAUUCAGUAACUAAUGCAUUACAUCACCAUGCUGAAGAAAACAUUAGAAGUAUAAAUGAACAACAGCAUGUAUCUUAGGUGAUCCGUGCUAGGUUUGGUGCUCCAGCCCACAUUCUGUACUCUGUGUUUGCUGGUGUUACCAACAUUGUGGUUACAUUGAUGAUAUUACUGGCUGGUAGUGUUAUCUUGACUAGCCUAACAUUGGAUCUUUCUAUUGAACUGGCCUGUAUGAUAUCAGCUGCUGUUAUAGAAAGAAUUUGAAAGAGGGUGAGUGCAUACUUUGUGGUAAAUACCCCUGGCCUUCAACUGAUACUUACUACAAGGAUCGUAUUAUUGCUAUCGAUACAAUUGAUAAUGAUGAGAGCAAAGCAUGCUCCUGUAAACCAGUAGUUGAAUGCAGUGGAUGUACAGAAGACAAAGAAAUGAGAUCUUUCAAGAAAACUAACCUCGGAGUUAAAAAGCCAUAUAAAUGCAAAGUUCACGGGUUGUACAAACAUUACCAAGAUGAUCUGCUGAACUUUAAGAAUUGGUGCAUUCUUUGGAUCACGCUUUUCACGAUUCCACUGGUGUUGUUCUCAAAUUGGGUUGGAUUGAACCUAGGAUGGCUUUUCUAUUUCAAUGGAGUUUUGCUAGGAGGGGUUCCCAUCCCGGUGGCCCUGACCGUCCUUUGGAGCAAGGUAACGCCUGCUGGUAUGAUAUCAGGUACUCUAUCUGGCUGCCUUUGUGGUUUAUCUUUAUGGCUGGGUAUUGCGUCCAUGUACGAAGGUGGGGUGACUUUGGAGAACACCGGCAGAGAUAUACCCACUUUUGUGGGCAGUGCCGUCGCAUUGGGCGUAAGUGGAAUUGUAUGCGUUGUCGUUUCACUGUACACACUAGACAGAAAGAAAUUCAACGAGGAAGAAGAAUGGAACAAGCUGAGGAAUAUAGAGAACCCGCUUCACCCCUGGGCAAUCACAUACGCACGUGACUUCGGUAGAGUUCAGGAUGUGACGUCAAGGUUUGUGCGACCAACAUACGCAGCAAUGAAAUCCCGCUUCCGAGGGUCUCGGAUUACUGCGAUUGUCAUCGGGU